Molecule: messenger RNA, 1207 nt
Organism: Ipomoea triloba (trilobed morning glory)
Lineage: Eukaryota; Viridiplantae; Streptophyta; Magnoliopsida; Solanales; Convolvulaceae
Product: desiccation-related protein PCC13-62-like
Exons: 3
Coding region: 59-976 (305 amino acids)
Source: RefSeq, a predicted model, not a curated record
UGCGCUGCUAGAACAAAAAAUUGAAAGCAGAAAGAAGAGUGAAAUAGGGCAUUUCACCAUGUUAGGUAUUGUUUUCUUUCUCAUCAUAAUCCCUAGUUUAGGAUUCGCCACUGAUGAUGAACAUGCUGGACGAGAUUGUCUGCCGGAAGGCGAUAAGGAUCUACUGGAAUUUCCACUCAAUUUGGAGUACUUGGAAGCUGAGUUCUUCUUGUGGGGCGCUUUUGGUUAUGGUCUUGAUAAACAGGCCCCCAAUCUUACCGGCGGUGGCCCGGCGCCGAUCGGUGUAAAAGAGGCCAAAUUGAGUCCCCUUGUUAAAGAUAUUAUUGGUCAAUUUGGGUUGCAAGAAGUUGGACAUGUGAGGGCGAUUAAGGAAACGGUACCAGGUUUUCCGAGGCCGCUUCUAAACUUGAGCGCAGAAACUUUUGCAACAGUUAUAAACGAUGCGUUUGGAAAGCCCUUGGAACCGACAUUCGAUCCGUACGCAAACGACAUUAAUUAUGUUAUUGCAAGUUACAUAAUUCCCUAUGUUGGACUCACCGGAUACGUCGGAGCGAAUCCCAAACUCGUUAGCUACGUUGCCAAAAGGCUAGUGGCCGGACUACUGGGGGUGGAAGCCGGGCAAGACGCAGUUCUAAGAACCAUACUGUACGAACGCAAGGAUGAAGAGGUUGCGCCGUACGGGAUCACGGUGGCGGAAUUCACCGACCGAAUCUCGGAUCUGAGGAAUAAGUUGGGCAAGGCAGGGGUGAAAGAUGAAGGGUUGGUAGUGGAACCCUCCCAAGGCCCGGAGGGGAUUAGUUCCGGCAACAUUCUAGCCGGAGACGCCAACUCGCUGGCGUAUGACCGGACGCCGGAGGAGAUACUGAGGAUCGUGUAUGGAACUGGAAAGGAAAACAAACCUGGCGGUUUUUACCCCAAGGGAGCUGAUGGCAAAAUUGCCAAGUCUUAUCUUCCCAAUACAUCAUCCUCGGACUGAAUCUCCCACCAUAGUGAAAUUAUUGUAAUCUAGUAAUUAAGUAUACUUCUUCAAGAAAAAUUAAACGUACAAAACGCUAUACUAGCGGGUAAUAAACUACCAAAAGAGAUUGUUCGGGUGUGAGCUGUCUUUUGGUUCAUUCUAAGUGUGGGCGUGGUUGAGCUCACUGCUGAACUAUACAUAUGUAUGUUAUGUAUAAUUUGUUAGUAGUAAGUUGUUAGUUAAACGCCA